AUGGCAGCUACCUACGAUCGAAUCAUGAAAGGAAUAAAUGACCAGACCGACGCUACAAGAAUGCUGGCACACCGCGCAUUGGCCUGGAUCAUUAACGUGAAGAGACUAUUAAUAAUAGAAGAGUUAUUAUUCGCUGUGAGCCUCAAACCUCCCGAAAGGCCCUGUUAUUCUUAUAAUGGGAAUUAUGAGGGGUAUUCAGAGAGCGCUGUUCUAUCCUCUUGCCGCGGACUUGUCACCAAUGCUUGGGGGACAAUAAGACCAAUCCAUUUCACUGUGCAAGAGUUUUUAAGAGACAGGGGUCUAGAGCCCUCCAAGGGUGUCAAUGCGAGUAUCUUUGUUACUCAAAGCAUACUGGUAUACCUGCGCUCCGUCAGACUCGAAAGAGAUUCUGCCUCUGAUUUGUUUUUGGCUUCUCCAUUUCCACAAGACCUUUUAAGAUACACAUGCGGCUUUCUCGGCCACCAUUUGUGCGAGGCCGGGAACCCGCUACCAGCAUGUCUUCUCAAGCUGGUAAAGGUUUUAAUGCAAAAAAGACACCACAACCUUCGAUGGAUUAUCCUUCAAAAAUGCGGGGAUCCGGAGCUCGUGAGGAUCGAUGCUUACGAGCCGGUCAAAUUCUUUGAUCCAAAUAUUAAUGACUUUAAUCUUAGCCCAUUAGGUCUGUUAUCGGGUCUCGAUCUGCUACCUCUAUAUUUUCAGCUAUACCCAAACGUGGUCGAAAAAGAGGAGUUAAUGGCAGUGUUCCACGCCGUUGUCCGUGGCGGAUCAGUAUUUGCGGUAAAAGCAUUGCUGCGUCGCGGUUGUGACAUCGAAUCCCGAGAUUCUAGUGAAAACACUCCGCUUAUUGCUGCAGCCUCUUCUGGGUGUGAGCCGAUGGUCUUAUUUCUGGUUCGGGAGGGAGCGGAUGUGCACCCGCGGAGCGAAGAUGAGUAUUCAGCUUUGGACUACGCCUGUGAGAGGGGCAUGGCCAGAGCGGUUCGGAUCCUUCUCGAACGUGGCGCAGAUCAGAAUGUCCCAAUCGAAGGUUCAUCUCUUCUUACUGCGGCAUUAUGGGGAAAUGCGGCAGUCGUCAAAGUGCUCCUAGAAUACGGAAAUGCAACGGUAGUCCAAGCCCUCAUCGACGGUGGUGGCGACGUCAAUCAGACAAAUCAUCUUGGUGGAACUCUCCUCUGUGAUGCAGUUCGUUGGGGCAACGUGGGGAUUGCUAAAGCACUUAUCGCUGCUGGCGCCGACAUCGAGAAGGGCUGUCCCCUCUAUGUUGCGGCCCUUGAUGGAUCCGAGUCAUCGCCGAGAGCAGUCAAAGUGCUUCGGGAGGUGGGCGCCGAGGUGAACACCGAGUGGGGGCAUUACGGCUCCGCUCUCUGGGCCGCGGCUAUAGAGGGCAAUCUAGAGACAGUUCAAAUACUUCUAGAUGCUGGUGCCCGUGUCGGUGUCGGUCUCGGCGUGUUCAGUUCCAAGAGUGAUGCGCUCGAGAAGGUGGCUUCGCGGGGCUUGGUCGUCUUUGUCAAAGCACUUCUCGAUUCUGGCGCUGAUGUUAACCCUCAUACUGCUCUCUACGCUGCGGUUUCCAAUAAUGGAUCGGCGGAGACAGUCCAAAUGCUUCUAGCUGCCGGCGCCGAUGUCAAUCUUCACAGAUCAGAGAUAUUUAAGAUCCUUCUGGAUGCUGGCGCCGAUGUCACUAUCCAGAGGAGUAAAGAUCAAGGUACGGCUCUCUAUGCAGCAGCCGCACAUAGAAAGAUAUCGGGAGCAGCGGAGAUUGCUCAGCUACUUGUGGAUGCUGGUGCCGAUGUCAAUGCCGAGGGCGGAGAGCACGGUAGCGCCCUCGUAGCUGCGGCUUACACAGGCUCGAGGGAAAUAGUCAAAAUACUAUUGGAAGCUGGUGCUGAUGUUAAUAGACAGGCCCACGGGAAAUACCUGUCACAGUGUGCUCCCGGAGCUGCGGCGGGGGCGGGCGGGAUAGAGAUACUUGAAUUGCUUCGAGCUUCGGGCGCCCGCGACAAUAUUGAUGGGGAGUACUACGGUCCAACUCUCUCCCACGCAGCGGGCUGUAGCCAUAUAGAGAUGGUUAGAUUUCUUCUAGAUCCUGGCAAUGAUGUCAAUAUCCCGGCCGAAGAAUACCCCACAGGUAAUAUAGAGAUAUUCAAGACGCUCGUAGCAGCUGAUAUCGGGGUCAACAUUGAGGUGGAAGAAUACGGUAAAGCUCUCUACAUCGCAGCUCAUGGAUACCAUUCAGUGGUGGUUAAAGUACUCCUGGAUUAUGGCGCCGAUAUCAAUAUCCAGUUGGAUGCGUACGGUAUUGCCCUCUGCAGCGCGAUCAACAAAGACGAUAUAAGCGCAGUGAGACUACUUCUGGAUGUUGGCGAAGAUGUCAAUAUCCACAGGGGGCCAGCUGGUGCCGAUGCCAAUACGGUGGGAGGAGAGCACGGCACCGCGUUACACGCUGCGAUUAGCGUAGGAGAUGAAGAGAUGGUCGAAAUGCUUCUGAAGGUUGGCGCCAAUGUCAAUCUCCAAGGCAAGUACUACAGUAGCCCCCUCCAUGUUGCUGCUUGCAAUGGUGAGACGCGGAUGGUCAAAAUACUUGUCGACGCUGGCGCCGACGUCGAUAUGGUGGGAGAGGAUGGUACCGCUCUCCAGAUUGCGGCUAGAGAGUGCUGGAGUCCAGAUACAACCAAAACACUUCUGGCAGCUGGUGCCGGCAUUAAUGUCAUAGGCGGCAAGUACGGCACCGCUCUCCUAGCUGCAACGGAUAAGGGGUCGAUAGCGAAAGAGAUCAAAAUACUAGUCGACGCUGGUGCCGACGUCAACAUUGAGUGGGGGGAGUACUGUACUGCGCUUCAGAUGGCUGCUGGCAGGCACUCGAUAGAGAUACUGAGAAUUCUUUUGAACGCUGGCACCGAUGUCAAUAUCCAAGGAGGCAAGUACGGCACCGCGCUCCGAGCUGCGACGUACAAGGGAUCGAUAGAGAUGGUCAAAAUACUAGUUAGAGCUGGCGCAGAUGUCAAUGCCUGGGUGGAAGGGAAAGGUGCCGCCCUGCAGCUUGCAGUCCGCAAGGGCUUGACAGAGAUAAGUCAGUACCUCCGAGAUGCUGGCGCGGAUGAAGAAUCGUCUGGUUAA
This is a messenger RNA of Morchella importuna, 3114 nucleotides long. RefSeq lists its product as uncharacterized. The transcript has 5 exons. Bases 1 to 3114 code for a protein of 1037 amino acids. NCBI's taxonomy places the organism in Eukaryota, Fungi, Ascomycota, Pezizomycetes, Pezizales, Morchellaceae. The record is from RefSeq and is a predicted model, not a curated record. Gene Ontology annotation, molecular function: protein binding.